Messenger RNA from Chelmon rostratus (copperband butterflyfish), 1273 nucleotides. RefSeq names its product SH3 and cysteine-rich domain-containing protein 2-like. NCBI's taxonomy places the organism in Eukaryota, Metazoa, Chordata, Actinopteri, Chaetodontiformes, Chaetodontidae. The transcript has 11 exons. Gene Ontology annotation, cellular component: extrinsic component of cytoplasmic side of plasma membrane. The coding region runs from base 1 to 1263 and encodes 420 amino acids. Gene Ontology annotation, biological process: positive regulation of voltage-gated calcium channel activity; skeletal muscle contraction; positive regulation of protein localization to plasma membrane. Gene Ontology annotation, molecular function: protein binding. The record is from RefSeq and is a predicted model, not a curated record.
AUGAUGACUGAGAACAAUGAGAUGGAGAGCGAGUCGCAGCUCCAGCGCUCUCCAAGCACCAUGUCCAUCCAGCCGAUGACAUCAAAGCUCCAGAGACUAAAACGCUCGCUGUCCUUCAAGACCAUCAUGCGCAGCAAAAGCGUGGAGAACUUCUUCCAAAGGUCCUACAGCGACGCUCGCCUCCCCCCGGAUUUCAUUACCGACCCGCCGCCUCCUUCUCCCCCGCUGCUGCCUGGCUCUCCUCUCGUCGGCGACCGCUCUCCGUCCAUUUCGCCAUCUCUCAGCCCCAACCCCUCCAUCGCCUCCCACUCCCCCUCUCUCAGCCUUUCCCCAUCACUGCCCACCAAGCCCCCCAGACCUCAGAUUACCCACUCUUUCCAGGACCAUGUCUUUCGCAAGCCCACCAACUGCCAGCACUGCAAGCACAUGAUAGUGGGAAACUCCAAACAGGCUCUGCGGUGUAAAACAUGCAAGAUGGCCGCUCACCUGUGGUGCACCUCGGAACUGUCGCAGCAGCCGUGCCAUGGGAAGUCUGGGGCAUUCAAGCGAAACUUCAGCUCGCCGAUGCUCGUCAAUGACCAAUUGUCUGUCGUCAAGGAAGUUCAACCAAGCCAAGAGGCGGCGCGGAUGCGUGUGGACCCCGUGUAUGCCGCCUUGCGCUACGGGACGUCCUUGGCACAGAUGAGCCGCUCCAGUUUUGGCAGUUUGUCAGAGUCUCCAACACGCAGCCUGGGGGAGGGAGGUGAGGAGAGUCAGCAGAGACAGUGCAGCAUGGAGGAAGAGAUAACUCAGGAGACAGGGGACGACGCCGUCCCCGAGGCCGAGAUCGAGAAGGAGGAAGAGGAGAGCAGCGGCCAAGCUCCUGCCGAGGAGAGCAGUGUGAAGGUGCCCAAGCGCAUUGAAGUUCACUCCAUCCACACCUAUGUAGCGCUCUACAAGUUUUUGCCUCAGGAACAGAACGACCUGGAACUACAUCCCGGUGAUCGGGUGCAGGUCACUGACGACUCGAAUGAAGAGUGGUGGAAGGGCAAGAGUGGCGACAGAGUUGGCUUCUUCCCUGCCAACUUUGUGCAGAGGGUUCGACCAGGAGAGAGAGUGUGGAGGGUCAUUCAGGGUCUGCCCGGCAACCGAGAGAGAGGACACAUGGCCGUGAGGGAAUCCCAGAUCUGUGUGGGGAAGCUAGAAGACGGCGAGGUGUUUCUGAAGCUGAGCAGCGGGAAGAAGAGAGGCCUGGUCCCAGCUGACUCCAUAGAGGAGAUCUGAGCCUCUGUGU